Molecule: messenger RNA, 3067 nt
Organism: Ostrea edulis (European flat oyster)
Lineage: Eukaryota; Metazoa; Mollusca; Bivalvia; Ostreida; Ostreidae
Product: von Willebrand factor A domain-containing protein 7-like
Exons: 11
Coding region: 76-1734 (552 amino acids)
Source: RefSeq, a predicted model, not a curated record
GUGGGCAUGUUUAAUCUUUUUGGCGACGUCGUAAUGCAACGAAAUUCUGUCCCUUAGCACGAUAUAUCAGAGAAAAUGGCGAUGAAGACGGUUUUCCUUCUAAUGUGGAUUGUUCGAUCCGCGUUCAGCUUCUUUCCCACACAGGAAAGCGGCAAACUGGGAGACUACAGCCACCAAAGUAUCACUGAGCGCGCCCUCUAUGAAUCUGCGGGGUCUUUUAUCCAAAAGUAUGUUAACGCGGGCACGGGGACAGCAAGGUAUGCGUCAAGGAGCGCCAUCGACGUGACUGGGGAAUUCUUUAGAGGAGACAGGUCAUCAGAGGCGGUGUUUGGUACAGUGGUGGAAACCAUUGUAUGGGGCAACAACAACGCACAGCGGACGUACGCCGCCGUCGCCAUGAGAACCAUGAACGCGGAAAUGAUUUUUGCAGGCAACCUCCUCCUGCAGUCCCAGAGAGACCAGAUCAUUGUUCUCUCCCAGUCCCCCACCCCCGACUGGAACAACAUCAGGAAACUGAUUGGGGAGUACCUGUUUACUAUGCAGAUGUUCUAUUCCAAUACCAACUGGAUAGAGACUCACGGAAACGUCACGAGCAGCGAGCUUGGGAUUCGAGGAAGGACCCUGAUGUCGACAGCACCACCUGGCGUCUCAACUUGUGCGGGUUGUCCCUACUCACACCCACUAAUAGACAAGCACUCUUGCCAGAAUAAUAUCCUAGUUAAUGGCCAGUACCUUACAAGUGGAUAUCUCAGUUCUCAAGGCAUCCCAAAGCCCAAAGGGAACGACACGGCAGGGUACGGUAAGUGUAGUCACGGCGGAAAGAAUGACGACUACUCCUCAGUGAACGCUAUAGGAGGAAUCAACAAAGAAACAUCGGACUCCAACCUGUCUCCUCACUUCUAUCUGCACGCCAUGGCGGGAGAGGUCGCGGUGGAUGCAACCGCCCAGUUCUUUGUCGGUGAAGUGACUGGACUUCUUGAUCAAAUUGGACCCCGACUAUUUGGAGAACUUAUCGGACUACCAGUGGCGUGUAAAGACUGCUUGAAACCCGGGUUAUCACUUGCUUACGUCAUCGACACGUCAUUGUCAAUGUCAACCGACUUUCAGCAAAUUCAAACGAAAGUAGCCGAGACAAUCCAGUCCGCUUUACGGGAAAACCAAUCAACGCCAUCAGAUUUCAUCCUGUCUACGUUUAGUGAUCCAGUAUCGCUGAACACUAUCAGGAAUACCACUGAUGGCUAUGAGAUGAUGAGUUGGAUAAGGGAAAUGAAACAAGAAGGGGGAGGUGACUGUCCUGAAUAUUCUUUCAAUGGCUUACUUGCAGCCCUGAAGAUAAUUCGACCAGAUUCUUGUUUGUUUUUCUACUCUGAUGCUGACCCAAAAGAUCCCGAAUUGGAGCGAGUGGUUUUACAGAUAGCUGCUCAGAAGAAUAUUCAUAUUGCAUUCCUCAUCAAGGGCACUUGUAAUACCGGUCUUCCGUUCCUUGACCGACUGGAGAAUGCCACAAAAGCCACAUGUCUGAAGCAAAGUCUGGACAAAGGAAGAAGAAAAAGACAUGCUGAUGAAACGGUUAUUCACCAGCCGUGGAACAAGCUGUACUCUUUUGGGGAGCCCAAGCAGGACCGUGGUUCGAUUCUUUCUGUCCUACCUGUCGUCUCUGCUGGAGCCAUUGUCAUUGUCCUGGUGGUGGCCAUGAUUUUACGUAACAGGUCAAAGGUCUCAAGAUACGACUGAUAACAAACAACCACAAUGACAGGCUAACUAAACAACUAGUGUAGUCUGCAGUAUUUGUAAUAUGACGCUGAAACUGGACAGAUGGGUGCAGAGCAUUCAUACAGUAUCUAUAUUGUGUUUAUUUUUCAACUGUUAAACAGUGCUUUUAAUUCAACGUUCUGUGUUGGAUACAAUAGUAUUUUGAAUCGAUAUUUUGCAUGCCUUUGACAGUUGAAUGAAUUUCAAUAUGAAAUAUUACAUAUUUUGGACGACACGCACUUGUUUAUGCGUUGAUUACAUCUGUUAAUUGGAGUGUAACCCAUUUUAUUAUAAUAUUGCGUAAACAAAAAUGGAACUUCAAAAUCACACCACCUCCAAUAUUAUUUUCGAUUUGAAUAAAAAUGUUAGACAUGGUGAGUAACGAAUGUUCAGAAAACGAGUUUGAAAAGCAUAUUUUGGCCAGACCCUUCUGCUCACUUUGCUGAACUAAAAUCAAUUGAGUAAAAUGUUCAAAAAGUAAAACUUUUUAUUUUCAUUGAAAAACAAUUUAUGACCCAUCAAAAACAAUUACACUUUAUUCGCACAUGCACGUACAUGUAUUUUGUUCACCUGAAAGACCGCACUUGUGACGGAUGGAACUGCUUUAGGUAUGAUUGCGGUUUACAAAAAUGCUAUUCUCAUCUGACGCCAUUUAAGGAUGAGGGUGACCCUUGUUGUCUAUUGUUUCGCAAUAUUUUAUGGAUUCUGGGCUCCGCACACCGGAUAUAACUAAAAGUGCCUGUCAAACCACCAAGGGAGUUAAUAAUGCUUUGAAAAACUAAACGAGUUUAUUUUCUUCAAUCAGUUGCCAAUAACGAGUACACAGCUUAAUUCACAGAAUUGCAUUGCAGCUUCAAAGCAUUUUUCCUUGUAUAUCGAAUUUUAAUCAACAAAACAGUCUUCAAUGAUAAUUUCUUCAUUAAAAAUGGAUUACUGCAAGUUUGGUGAUACUGUGAAAUAUUUUUAAUUCAUGGGGGCCAAUAUUCGUCGGUCAGCUGGUUCGUGGGGACGUAAAUUCGUGGAUAAGCGAUGCAAUGUCACUAGGAGAGAUAUCUCUAAUUAUUUUAAAACAUGUUCGAGGACAUUUAAAUUCGUGAGUAAGAGUGGCCUACGAAAUCCACGAACAUCAAUCCCCCACGAACAAUGAUUAUUCCACGGUACUUUAAAACUUUUUGACAGAUAGUAAAAUGGUCCGUUUUACUUGUUGAGUCUCUAUUUUCAUUACAGCACUCUUUGCACGGUUAAGACUUUCACAACUUUUAAAGACGAAUGCUUUGCUGCUUGUUGUUGAGUAAUUAAAUUUUCACCAAGAAUG